This is a messenger RNA of Cynara cardunculus var. scolymus (artichoke), 1045 nucleotides long. RefSeq lists its product as uncharacterized. The annotation marks the transcript as partial. The record is from RefSeq and is a predicted model, not a curated record. The transcript has a single exon. NCBI's taxonomy places the organism in Eukaryota, Viridiplantae, Streptophyta, Magnoliopsida, Asterales, Asteraceae.
AUGGCGAAAUCCUUCCAGUCGGUUCUUUAUGGAUACUUUUUGGGACCUCGUCUUCCUUUCCCAAUUGUUCUGCAAGCGGUUAAAAAUGCAUGGGGUAAGUUUGGGCUUAUGGAUGCAAUGGUAAAUGACCUUGGGUACUUCUUCUUUCGAUUCAAUGACAAUGGUGGUUGCAAUCAAGGGGUUGAGUCGUCCCCACUCAUGAUUCGUGGGAGGCCUCUAUUUGUCUCUAUCUGGGACCCUUCAAAGGGACUUAAAAAGCCAGAACAUACCUCCUGUCCGUUAUGGAUUAAAUUCUAUAACAUUUCUCUGGUUGCGUUUAACAGAGAGGGCAUUAGUCGGAUUGCUAGUGCAGUUGGAGUCCCUUUGCGGCUAGAUGCCUGUACUGCUAGCACUUGUGAUAAAGCUUGGGGUCGUACUAACUUUGCAAAAGUUUUGGUAGAUGUCUGGGCCGUAGGUACAAUUCAGAAGCAAAUUGAAGUUGUCAUUCCUAAGCUGUCGGGUGAUGGUGAAGAUGUGAUAAAGGUGGUUUUGGAAUUUGACUGGGUGCCGUCUCAAUGUUCGAAAUGUAAGGUUUUUGGCCAUAAUACGAAUUCCUGUCCGAAAGGGGGUACUCUUAAACAAAAGGAGAUUGUCAAGCCGUUGCAUAAUGAUGGGUUUAUAGAGAAAAAUAGUAAACAAUGGAGACCGAAACAGAGUUCAGGACCUAGUAAUGGUGCUCAGGCCACUUCGUCAGGAGAUCCUUCUAAUUUGUGCGAAACAUUGGUGGGAGUUGGUACUCUUAAGGCGAUUUCUAAUAAACCCUCUACUUUGGGUGUUACUCAAAAGGAUAAGGAAGCAGUUGAGGUGGUUGAUUCUGAUCCAUCAAUUGGGGAACGUAGGGAUCAUGAUGAAAGUCAAUAUUGUACGGUGGAUGCUGGGAGAACGCCAAGAGGAAGGGAUGAUGAAGUGAAUGUGACAUUUCGAUCAAAGCGGGGUCUAGAACUUGUUAAAGGAGUGCUUAAAGCGAUGAAACCAAGACGUGGUGCAGUUUCUAUUACGUCUACGA